Messenger RNA from Nilaparvata lugens (brown planthopper), 9284 nucleotides. RefSeq names its product protein phosphatase 1 regulatory subunit 37-like. Bases 180 to 3890 code for a protein of 1236 amino acids. The record is from RefSeq and is a predicted model, not a curated record. The transcript is spliced from 11 exons. NCBI's taxonomy places the organism in Eukaryota, Metazoa, Arthropoda, Insecta, Hemiptera, Delphacidae. Gene Ontology annotation, molecular function: protein binding.
CAGAUGUUUCAGUUCUCCAAUAUGGCUGCUUUCAAAUUUUUUUGGUAGGAAAAGCCGCGAGAUAAAUAGUUCACGCUUUACUGUUUAGGACCUCUAUACUUUAGCAAAACUUUUAACAUGUCCUGGAAGAUGGUUUCUUUUAUUUUGUUUGUUAUUUGUUGAUAUGUUUGUGAAUAAUAAUGAACAAAGAAGCAAACAUAAAAUCUGAUCCGCUGUCACGAGAUAUAGAUUCGAAGACGACCUUGAGUGAUGGCUCCAUGCAGUCUUGUUUUCGAAAUCGCAAUGAAAACAUUAAGAAUAGCAAAAAUAGGAGAGUAUGUUUUGCCGAAGAUGAGACGGAUUUGGUCACCGGUUAUUUGGAGCCACCCAAUCCUUGGGAAUUCUGCGAAAACGUAAAUAAAGAGGAGGUGAUAUCGAGCUACUUGGAGUCGUGCGAAAAGCAUGGAUCGCGUCCCAUAUCCAGUGUACUGGAGCAGUUGCAGGAUUUGGAUUUUACUUUGGAGAGAAACGCCUGUCUCGAUCUGAAAGGCAGGACAUUGACGCCACUUGAUUGUGAAACUCUAGAAGAAAUCCUGAAACGUGUUCAAUUUAUUGCUAUCAAUCUAGAGCAGACGUCAAUUGACGAUGAGUCAUCAGUUGCUCUGUUUGAUAUGGUGGAAUACUACGAGGCUGCAGUCAGUUUGAAUAUAUCUGGAAAUCAUAGCAUCGGAGUCCAAGGAUGGCAGGCGUGCUCUCGUAUGAUCAAACGUACGAAAUGUUUGGAAGAACUGGAAGCCAGAAACACGACACUGACGGAACAGUACAUGCCGAUAUUGAGCCGCGCGCUUCGACUGUCAUCGCAGCUGGUCGUUCUCAAACUCGAAAAUUGCAAUCUCAGUGGACGUCCCAUUGUUAUUCUUGCUGCUGCACUAAGACUGAAUACCUGUUUGAAAGAGCUUUAUGUGGGUGAAAAUUAUCUUGGAACGUCCGAUGCCAGCCAACUGGGAGCUAUGCUCAAGUGCAAUGCUACAAUGCAGUUACUAGACAUCAGCAACAACAAUAUCCAGGAUGGCGGCAUGAAGCAUAUAGCGGAUGGCAUUUGUGAGCAGAGCAGUCAGCAGAGUGACUCGAGUGUCGGCCUCAGUGUCCUCGUUCUCUGGAACAAUCACCUCACCUUGAACUCGUCCAAGCACAUCGCCAAAGUUCUUGCAAGCAGCAAAACUCUGGAAACGCUGAAUGUAGGCCAAAACAUCCUGAGCAAUGAAGUUCUGUUUGCAACUAAACAUGUUCUGCAGCAGAACAAAGCUCUGCUGAGAUUGGGCAUGCAGUCAACCCAUCUGACAUGUGAAGGAGCCGUUGCAUUGGCUGAAAUUAUUGCUGACAACUCAACAAUUGAGAGAAUUGAUUUGAGAGACAAUAACCUACAAGUGGCCGGUUUGAUGGCACUCGUACAUUCAAUGAAGGUCAAUUCAAGUGUCACACAACUUGAUCUGGAUGACUCGCCUCGUAGGAAAUAUUCCGGCAACGCUCUAGAGGAAUACAGCCGCCUGGUGAAGGAGAUCCGCAGCUUCUGCCAGCGCAACGACGAGGCGAAGAGUUCGGACACGACAUCGGAGGACGUGUCCGAGCCAGGCAUGGACGACAGUGCCGAUGACAGCACCAGCAGUCGACAGAACAGCUUCGCACUGCGCAAGAUCUCGCUGACCUGCGAAACGCUAAUGAAAACCACAUCGCUGCCACCCGUCGACACGUCGUCGACCAAUCUACUGGUGGAGCCGCGCCGCAGCGGAGGUCGACUGCGGAGUCCCGCCCCGUCGCCCAUACCGUCGCCCGUCGCCAGCCCGUCCCCCACCCGCAGUCGCUUCCAAGUGUCGCGCGUCUCCGAGAGCGACUCCCCCACCACACCUCCAUCCACUUCCCCCUCGCCUCCCACCAUCUUCUUCGCCACAAGUUCUUCGUCAGCAGCCAGUUCCCGGUUCAAAGUGACCGUUGUCGACGCUGCACCGGCUCCCAUCCCUGUCACCACCGUUGUACCCAGCAACAACGUCACCAAAGGCUUCGAUAUUGCCACAACUCACCCGAAAACAGAGCCACCGAAACUUGUUGAAAGUCGAGCGUCGCCUAGAACGUCACCGUUGAGGAGUAGAUCGGACACUGAGGAAAGUGUGGACUCGCCCAAGUCGAAACUGCCCAAAGCGAUGGAUAGCAUCGACUUGUCGGCUCUGAGAAUCUCGAAGCAGGUGUCAGUUUCGGAAAACCCAGCCCCCUCACCAUCAGCCAGGACUCGGAAGAUUUCUUGGGUGCAGCCGAGUUCGAUUUUCUCGACAACCACACAGGAUGAAGUGCCGCCCGUGGCGGGAAAGCCGUCCCAGCUGGGAAAGCUGUUUGGCCUGUUCAGCAACCCCUUCUCCAGGUCUGCCGACCCUCCCACCACUAUUGUACCUGAUCGUAGUAGUAGUAAUAGUAGUUGUACUAGCGAUAAACCACAACCGAACUGUGAUAAAAACGCUGAUAUUGUGAAGAAAACUGCCGGCGAGUUUUUGGAACAAACGCUUAAUUUGUUUUCGGGGAGUAGGUCAGUGAGUAGUGACUCGCAAGUGAUGGAAUCUAGUGAUAGUGGCGGCGACUCGGUAGGCUCGCCACGCCAAAUUGAGAAACGCGCACAUUCGGACAAAGUGAUCAUCGAGGAAACUGAUCAGGAACUGAUGGAGGCAGCUAGAGAUAGCAAUAAUUGUAGUAUUAGUAACACUAGCAGUAGUAAUAGUAGUAACGAUUGCGAAAGUAACAGGGCGGGAAGUACGAGUAGCAGUGAUAGUAGUAACUUGGAACCACCUGAUGAACAUAAUAAACAAGUAACGGUGACUGAUACUACCACUAAAUCACCGCAUGAUGCUGACAAUAGCUGUGAUAAUUUGACAAUUACUGAGCCGAUAUUCAUAGUGGAGUGUUGUGGAGAGGGGGGUGAGGUCGACAACUCCAACGACUGCAUGCGAUCAACAAAUAACGAAGAAGCCAUCCUGGACCACUCCGUCGCUGGCUUUGUGGACUCCGAUACGCUGAACAAUAACAAUGAUAAUAACUCAAUCGACAAUAGCAACAAUAAUCUUGCCGCCGCGAAUUUAGAUGAUACGACACAAAAUGAUUCUGAAGUUUCUACCCUGAAUAAUGUUGAAGAAGUUUCAUUUCAGGGUAAUGUAUCCCCUAUAAGGAAGAAUCAAGAAGAAAGUCUUACCCAUACGAAUUCGGAAGACGUUUCUGUACAAAGUGAUGACGUUUUCACCCAUAACGACGCGAUAGAAACUCAGAUACAGGAUGUUGCUGGGAAGGGUAAUGAGGUUUCUACUCAAAACAACUUGGAACAAGAUUCUGCACAUUUUUUGAAAGAGGUUUCCGAAAAACGCGAUGAAAAUCUCGCACAAAACAACCUCGAGAAGGGUUUUGCAGAGUUGACUGUGGGAGAAGGGACUGUGAAAGGUGAUGCGUCACAUGAACACGUGGAUGAAGGUUUCUCGCAGAUGAGUGUCGACGAUGUAUGCACAUCUGAAAGGGAAGAAGAGCAAGGGAAAGCGGCUGAUAAAGGACCAAGUGGAGCAGAGGACGCGAUAAGGUGGAGAAGAAGUAGUGAAGAUGAAGAUGCGUGUGAGACGUGGCCGCAAGCCAAUAAUAAAUUGCUGCACCGAUUUGGCGGACCUCCGUCUCCGUCUGUUGACCUGCACAGCAGCAGUGCUCCUUGUCUCACCGCGCUCGUCUUUCUUCAAGGGAACGUUUCUUCCAAUCUUGCCGCCGAAUUGAAGAAAAUAUCUCCGACGGAAAGUGCAGACUCGCUUGACUCGGCGACGCCGCAGCCGCAGGCGAACGGACAGCCGCAGUCACAGACGCCAUCGCAGCAGGACCUCGGCGUCGUUCUUUGAAACACCGACCAACUCCCAAAAAUGGAUGACAAGUAAACUUAUCACUGUUUAGCUACUAUAUGGAGACAGUUCACAAUACAAUCAAUUCGAACUGGCAUGGUUGAAAAUGUGAUCAAAUAAUUAUUAACUUGAACCAAACGAGGUUUAGGUGGCUGAUAAAUUACUGGUAGAAAUAUUGAAGAAUGGCUUGACGGCUUGACGAGUUUGGUUACCAGCCGAUCAAUUUGUCAGGUGAUGAGACUUGGUUUUUCCGUUCGGAACUUGUUUCUCAGUGAGAAAAUCCUGACAAGCCUUGAGAUUUGAAGAGUAGUUUUGGCGCUAGAAUUUAUCGUUAGUGGGCGAUCUAAUGUACAAAAGGUUCGAAAUUAGUUUCGAAACUGAAGAGCACUUGACAAGGUUCGUUCGACAAUGUUUUUGAUUUUGGGACUUUUCUGUUCCAGUUUUGACGAAGCUCACAUUUGUUUCAAUCUUCUCUUGACAUGAGAUCUUUUUUUCACCUUCAUUCCCUUGACAAGAGGGAAAGCCUCAGAAGUUUAUACAGCUCUUGCUUUCCCUCUUCAUCGCGGACAAGCUUGUGAGAUGAAAUUCCCUAUUUAUAUCCCUUCUUAUUGAACUAUAAAAUUGUGAAGUUCCCUAUUUAUUCUAGCUAAUUUAGCUAGUUCAGCUUCUACAUUGCAUGUUUACGUUUUCCUUUUUGCGCAAAUUGCAGCUUGUAUAUAUGUUUCUCUCUGUAUCUUUUCUAUGCUAGACAUAUAUUAACCUUACUGGAGCAAUGGAUAAGAUUGGUUGAGCCGGCAUAGUAUUAAGCCUAGAGGUCUGUGAAGUUCUAAAAAUAAUACAUUUUUGAGGUUUUCAAUUAUUAUGUUUUUUUUCUACAAUAUUUUACUUUCUUAUUAAACUGGGCCUAAAAGAGCAUACACAUAUUAUAUUAAGUGAUUACUAGAAAUAACGUAAAGAUAUGUGCAAUAAUGAUAACGAAUAAUCAAGCCUCAUCACCUAUGUAAUGUUGUACAAUAACAUUCUUCAACUAAUCCGUACAAUCUGUUCAAUUUUUGUGCAUUUGAAAACUGCCACUCUUUAAGUAGUUUUUUAUCUUGGUCGUAAGCGCUUAAGCAAAUAUUGUUCAACCACCUCUAAAAUAAAAAAAUAUUCGAGAUAAAUUAGUUUGUUAUUGUAAUUGGAUGAAUUUUUGUGGGUGUAUGUGUGUAUGUGUGUGUUGAAAUUAAUUUCAGAGUCAUUAUCAGUUGUGAGUGUCUAAAUCGUCUUAUUAAUCCAAUAAUUAUUUGAUGGGCCUUGAAAGAACAACUGUUUACAUUAAUUUAAUAACAUUUGUACAGAGAAUUCCAGGAGGAACAAACAAUACUCUCAAUAGUAAGGGAAUAUUAUUUAAGAAACAUAACAGAAAUUAAUAAAUAAAUGAAGUAUUUAUUAUAACAUAUUAAUUGAUAUAACCGAAAAUACAAGUUUAAAUAAUAUCCUUUAAUAAUAAUAAUUUAUUUAUAUAAUAACAAUAAUAAUUUCCGAUCAUUUAUAUCUUCUAUAAUAAUAAUUGAAAUAUUAAUAAUGAUAACUUGAGUAUAUAAUAACAAUAAUAAUUUACUAUUAUUUAUUACUUCUAUGACAAUUAAUUGUGGAAAUUUAUAACCAGUCAAUUCGUUUUUUAGUGUUCUCUUGCUAAAACUAAAAUUUGAUUAAACUAAAACAAAACUAAAAUAAUACUAAUUUUGAAACUUAAAACUAAAAUGAAACUUAUUACCUUCAAAUAAACUACUCUUGAAAAAAUUAAUAUCCUCUUACUUCAUGUGAUCGAUUAUCUAUCCAGUACAGAUGCUGCCUAACUUCGUCAAUAAGAAAAGUUUUCUCAAUAUUUUUACGAUUUAUUUCUCGUGAUUAAACUUUAUAAAAUAUCAACCCCUGAUUUAAUGUUACAAGUUAUACCACAAAACGUCCCUGGUAAAGCUCCCUUCAAGUUGUCUUGCAUACUAACUUUGAGGAAUGAUUUCCAGAAAAUCCUCCUACAAGUUAUUCUUUUUACUAACUUGUAUAGCUUUUUGCUGGCGGGGAUUUUUGACGGGAAAGUUUCACCUUUCCAGAUAUGUAUUUUAGCCUCUAAUGUCCCAUAUAUAUUUCAUUCAAAUUCCAUUACGAUAAUCAUAUUAAUUCCUUAUGGAAUGCUCUGUACAAAUAUCGAUUCUAUCGGUGACAGAUUCAGCUGAAAAUAGAAAAAAGUUGUUGAAUAAUGCAUUUAUUUGAUAAUGAAUGGAUUAAUAGACUUCAUUGAAUUUGCACUCAUAUGUUUCUGUUUCUAUGUUGUUGCUUUCUUGAGUAAUAUAAAGACAAACAAUAAUUUCGAUAAUACUUCAAAUAUUAUUCAUAUAUAUUUAUAUAGGACUGUUAGUAUUCCUUCAUGAUAAAAUUAUAAGAAAGUACAAUCUCUUUUUAAAUAUAAUAACUAUAAUUAUUAUUAUAUGUUACAAUGUUAUUUUUCUAUGGAAACUCGAGAUUUAUCGGGUAAUAGUAGCACUAUGUAGUUAUAUAUGUCCAUUAUAUAAUAGUAAUAUGAUAAAUUCAAUGUAUUAUGACCCAUCUGGCUAAAUACGAGUACAUCCUGGCUAAACACGAGUAAAACCUCUGUAUUAGAGGUGGUUAUGGUAUAACUGAAUGUUUUUCGUUUAUCUAUGAAUACAUUUAAUUUCAGUUGAGUGGCUACACAAUUUAAAAUACAAGACCGUUGAUAGUUGGUGGGAGAUUAGAUAAAAUAGUAUUCAUAUUUUUAAAGCAUCUCAUAUUAUUGCGAAGUAAAUUGAUUUCUGAGCUAUUUGAUUCUAAAUUGGAUUUUUUCAUAGUUUCCAAUUUUGAAUCUCAUCCUCCAUGAAUUGUAGAGUUCUCACAAUUUUCAUAUUUUUAAGAACUUGAUUUACUUUUUCGUGGUUUUUUGGGUUAAAAGGAUUCAAAUAAUUUUUCAGGCAGUAGGCUACACGUUUCAGUUGAAAAUGUAGACAUUGUUUUAAUUGUAUUUCUAUGAAGAAUCCUUCAUUUUCUGCAUGUUGUCCAAUUACUUUAUUUUAUCAUGUAAAUAAAUCAAUACAUACAUUAUUGUAAUUAAUUAUUUAAUAUUUUGUUACUCGGUCAAGCAAUCUAAAACCUAUGUACAAUCUAGGAGAAACUUUAGCAUCAUUUCCAUAAUGAAUAAUUGAUGAUUAUAAAAAAUUUUUUCUAGUUUUGAUGCCCCCUGAAGGUUGAUUGUAAAAAUACCUUGGCUCUAGUAAAUCGUGGUAUCGAACUGCCUUUAACUCAGAGAAAUCUUCCAACUUUCUGUUUUAACGGUUUCAUAGUGCUUUACUAGCACUUCUAGAUUUUUCUCGUUAUUUUAUUCACUAGAUUUUUGAAAUUUUAAUUUAACUUCUGUUUUAUUAUUUUUCUUUUAAAGCCCUCAAUAUGUUUCUACGACAGUAAUUUUAUUUUAUCGAUCUGAAUUAUAUUGCCCAUCAGAAAAAUUGGAUAAUUCAUUAACCAGUUGUAUUUCGCUUCGUUAGAAAUUAAUACUUCUUAUAGCAAGAUGUACGAUUAUUCCGGUUGUAAAAGUUACAAAUUCUAUACUGUUGCUCAUUAAUGUAUAUUAUAGUAUAUUUUUUUAACAGUCAUCCAUAGUUUACUUAUAAACCUAUGUUUUUAAUAACUAUAUUGUUGUGUAAUAUAUUCGACUUGAUUAUUACCUCUAGUUCUAUUUAAAUAUUAUUAUUUUAUUAGGUAUAAGAAGCUGUUCAAAAUCCUAUAUGGACCAUUAUAUUAAGUCAGAUGAAGAAUGCUAUGAUAUCUCGGAAGUUCUAAAUAAUAAUUUGGAAGCUUCUUGCUGUUAAGAAUAUUAAUGAGCUGUUCGGUCAAUCAAUUCAUUUUGGAAGUUUUAAAACUGUGUUUCAACUUUUAAGAAAGCUGUCUGUGGCCGAGUUUCAAAAUCAACAUUAAUUUUUGAUUAAUCACUGAUUGAAGUUCCGUUCUUUAUCAACGUUUUUGUGAACUGCCGAUAUAGGUAGUUUACAAACAGCUAGUUGUACAAAUAUUGUUGUUUUAGCCCUAUCACAAUAAUUUAUAUGGAAAAUAACAAUAAAAAUGAAUAAAUCGUUCCCUGAUAUAUUGAUUACUGAUUAAUAUUAGGGUCCAAUGACACACCAUCAAUAGUUGAGAGGUACAGCACUCAAUAUCUUAUGAGAGCUCAUUCAGCUUCAAGAUGUUUAGGCCUUCAUCCACUAAUUGAAGUAUUUUAAAAUGAUUUUGUGUGCAAAUGUUUUAUUCAGACUCGCCAUUUCAUCUUCUUUUAACUUUCCUUGUUCUACAAUCUAUAAUAUGAUUAUUAUUUUCAUUUAUUCCAUUGUAGGGCUGACAGAAGUUCAUGCUGCUGGAGAAGAGGCAUGUCAGUUGCUCCAGAACUUACUUGAUUCUAUUAGUAUUUUUAACAUAUUAAGUGUAAAAUUAUUUUUUUUAACCUUGGCCUAUGAAUGCAUAUUAUGCAUAUAUAUAUAUUUAUUCCAUUUAAAACAUAGUAAUAUUUUUUCAAAAGCUUUUUCAAAGCAGCAUAUACCAGUUGGAAUUGGAUCAUUCAAUAUUUUUUCAAUCUUUAUUUCGCCCUUACGUUGUUGUAAAUUGAUUGCUCAUUUUUUGUCGUCUUCUCAUAUCAUAUGGGAAUCAUAUUAUAAAUUAAGCCGGUGUAGGUUUUAUUAUUAGAAAGUUAAUAAAAUUCUUAUAUCAUAGUACAAAAUUCAUACCAUCAAUGGUCUCCAGUUUCGUGGUUGUACACCAUAAUGACUUGUAUACCUGUAACUAGUUCUCUUUUGUAACUAGAUUUCUGUGAAUUACCAUAACUUGUUGAAAGUGGCCAUCAAGUAACAAAUGUCUUUUAGUUCUUUACUACAAAAUAGUUUAUUCAAGUAAUCAAUAAUUAUUAUAUUUAUGUAAAUUAAAAUAUCAUUAUUAUUAAUUUCAAUCUAAGACAUGUGAAUAUGUAUAUAUUACUAAUAUUUUAUCAACUAUACUAUCUUGAUCGCAAUGUAUGAAUGUAUUGUAUAUAAUAAAUAUCUAUCAUCCUAUAAAUAUUAUAAAAUAUUUUUCAUGUUGUAUUUUUGUUAAUGUAUUCUAAUAUUGAACUAACUUACCAUGAACUCUAUUGAAGUGAUAUGAUUAAUCAUAGAAAUGAUGUUUUAAUGUAAAGUGAUGAAAUUAUUCAGAUCAUUAUUGUAUUUGACUUGCUGUUACUAAUGUUAACUACAAAUUCUAUUCGAUUUCUGUCUCCCUACUCUUACGAGAAAAAAAUUAAUAAGCAAUAUUUAUGUACUAUCGACUAAUGUGAGCACCAUUUGUUGUUUGGGUCAAUAAUAAUGUAUAAUUAUUACAUUGGUU